GUAUAUAUAUGUAUAACAUGUAUCGAACAGAAAAAAGAACGAACGCGUUUAUAUCUCUUCUUUCCCCUGUGACCCCCGAAAGCUAACUUUUGUUCUUCGUACAAUAUAUAAGAUAUUCCCCAUGUUUGCUAAUGCGCAAGCUAAUAAGAGUGGGAAUAACAAGCGUUGGAUAAUAUGGAUGAAAAGUAAUUUGUAUUACUAACUUCUUCAAUUUAGAGGUUAUGUAUUAAUUCAAUUAUUGUUGAUAAAUGAAAAUUGAAUGAAAAGAUUAAUAAUAAAUUAACAUGUUUUGUGGAAUUUUAUAAAUAUUUAAUACAUGUUAAAAAUAAUUGAUAUUAAUAUAUAAACUUUAUCUUUGAAUGUUAUUGACAAACUAUGUGAAACAUGUUUCUCCAGUAUAUAUUGUCAGUGAUAUAUUGGUAUUUUCGACCAUUUAUCAAAUGGUUUUUAAGACAAACGACACAAAUGUGUGAGCUUCAAAGAAUUUGUUAUGGACAACCUUCUGGAGCUCCUAGAACGCUUGCGGUUGAAGAAUCUCUACAUCAAUCAAAGAAUGCUAAUAUCAAGAGUUUGAUAACUUAUUUAAAUGACAUUGCUAAUCAGCGUGGUAUAACUAUUAAAAGUGAACGUGAAAUUUUAGAAGAGGCAAUUAGAACAGUAUUGGUAGCGAAAAAUGUUAACCCAACAGCGCAUCCUGAUUUUGCCAAAUCAUUUGGCAAAUGCAUCGAAUUAAUUUGGGGUUAUCGUCAAUUAUGCGUGGAAUGUGAAGAACUUCGAAAAACGCCUUACGACGCUGAUAAUCCAGCACAUGAAUUAUUGUUAUUAAAAUUAUGGAAUCUACUUAUGCCUUAUGAUUCUUUGGAUGCUAGAGUAACUAAACAAUGGCAGAAUAUUGGUUUUCAGGGAGAUGAUCCUAAAACAGACUUUCGUGGAAUGGGAAUAUUGGGAUUAGAGAAUCUCGUAUAUUUUGCUCAAGAAUAUCCUAGUGCAGCAACUCAUGUUUUAUCUCAUUCUACUCAUCCACAUUAUGGUUAUGCAUUUGCUAUUGUAGGUAUAAAUCUUACCAGUAUGGCAUUAAAAUUAUUGAAAGAUGGUACUGCUAAAACACAUAUCUAUAAUUCAUCAAAGACAUUACCAACUAUGCGUGCUUUUCAUCAGUUUUAUUGUUAUCUCUUCUACGAGUUCGAUGGAUUUUGGAUUGAAUCUAAACCGAGCAAUAUGAUGGAAUUUUCCUCUAUACAGGAAAAAUUUGAAAACAGCAUUAGAAUGGCGUUAGCUAAUUCAUCGGCUACAUUAAGGAUAAAUGUAUCGGUUGAUAAUAUUUAGCACAAAUCUUAAAAGCUACGCUUCAUGUUUAUAGAUAUUUGAAAAAUAACUAUGUUAUCAAUGAUAGUAUGCACAAGCCAUUCCUUAUUGUUACGUAUACAAGACAAUACAUUCAAACCUUUGAUAAUUAAGAUUACAUUAACCUGUUUAUGGUUGCUGCUGUAACUUAUUUUAAGGAAGAGAAUGAUUUUACAAAAUACAAUGUACAAAUACUUCAAUGUAACCUGUAAUUGACUAAAUUUAAAGAAAAUAAUUUUUACACUAA
This is a messenger RNA of Polistes dominula (European paper wasp), 1591 nucleotides long. RefSeq names its product ELMO domain-containing protein 2. NCBI's taxonomy places the organism in Eukaryota, Metazoa, Arthropoda, Insecta, Hymenoptera, Vespidae. Gene Ontology annotation, molecular function: GTPase activator activity. The record is from RefSeq and is a predicted model, not a curated record.